GAACCGCAGACCGAGUCUCAUGUCGGCGUCGUUCUCCAAGGCCGAGCACACGGUUGUGAAUGUCGGAGACGCCGAGUUUCCGCGCUUGAUUACCUGUGUCAAGGCGAGUCAGGGUUUUGACUGGAACCAGGAGAUGUUUCUGCCCAGUUACGCCGAUUUCCACUUCGACGACCUCGAGCGCCGCCAGGAUCCCGUCGAGGAUAUUGUGGUGACGGACGAGGAGGUCAAGAACAUGUUCCCGUCGUCGUGAUGGGUUGUUGGGACGGUCAGGCAUCACGAGGGUCAAGGCGUAUAUACAGUCUAAGGGUACCGUGUAUUUAGGGCGUUACAUAUGGAGGCGCCGGUCUGAGGGUUCGGUCGUACGGCGUUAUGGGGGUAUUUAUGUGUGUUGCGUUCAAUUAUACAGCAUGUCGAAUAACAACCCAACAGAUGAAUCUACAAACAGAUGUGCAAACGAA
This is a messenger RNA of Boeremia exigua, 458 nucleotides long. RefSeq lists its product as uncharacterized. The record is from RefSeq and is a predicted model, not a curated record. The coding region runs from base 20 to 250 and encodes 76 amino acids. Lineage: Eukaryota; Fungi; Ascomycota; Dothideomycetes; Pleosporales; Didymellaceae. The transcript has 3 exons.